AUGUCUUUUCUGGAACAGUAUACAUCCUCGCCCUCUCCCGCUCUUCCUUCAUCCCAGACCUCUUCACGGCCCUCGACCUCCCAGUGGUAUCAUGAUCAGAUCUUGCGGGAACUACCAUUUAUAUCUGGAGCCUCAAGAAGUCGAUCAGGCAGUCCUUCCAGGUCUCGAAACAACACUGGCACCCAGACUCCCAAACGCCUAUCGGUACUCGGCCAGCGUUCGCGAAGCGACACUGCCAAUUCUUCCAAUCUAUCCCCUGCCUCGUCUAUGACAUCGUCGAAACGAUCCUCUCACGACGGAAGCAAGGGUGUCUUUGAUUUUGUCUUGCCGCUUGAAAAGGAAGAAAGCUCGAGCAAGUCGUUCUUCUCCCGCGGUAAUCGCAUCCUCAGACGCCAGGGAAAGCAAAUGCACAGGCUCAAGAGCAAGUAUCUCGGGAGCCUUUCCACUUUCUACCACAUCACUCCACACCAGCCGUGGCCAGUUACCACCAUUUGCCUCACACUCAUCCUCAAUGAUCUCGCUACCCGAAUUCUCCCAUCAUCCGCGCCUCUCAACGGCCAAACUCUGAGCUUAAAGGGCAUCCAUGCUCAGAACCUGUCAUAUCGACCAUACACCGCCGAGGAGGAGUCAGAUUGGACUCUUGACAUCCUCGCCCCCGAUGCUCCAUCUCUCUUUACUCGCAGCCCCCCCGGAUCACCGCGAACUGCAAUGAUGAACGUCACCUCGCCAGAUUCCCGACCGCUGCGAAUGCCACGUUCGGUAGAAAACUUCUCUCGACCAGUUUCUAGAGUUGUACGACAUCCAUUCUCACCCCCUAUGGUACCACCGCCUAGAAGAUCGUCGAAGAUGGCAAUGAGUCCCAAAUCAGGCGGUCAAGCAAUCGACCCAGCCGAAGAGCUUAUGGGGUUGAAUGGUCUAUCCCUAUCUCCAGUGGAGGAUGGGUCGAUCAACAACAUCGUUGGAUACGCUGUGUCGCCGCCAGCGCCAUGCCCUGUCGCAGAACCGAUUGAAGAGAUUGGACGUGCAUUUAGCCCUGACGAAAAUAACACCGCCUCCACUAAGCCCUCUCCGCUCGUCCAGAUCAGCGGAGUCAUCGAAGACAACGAACCACAGGACAGUCAUGUCAUAGCUUUCGACCCUGCUCCAUACAACGCUCAUAUGGAACCUGAACUUGUUGAGAUGCCCUCUGAGGCAAAGAAACCAGCUCUAUACUUGAGCCCACUCAAAGAAACCCGAUUUGAGUACGAAGAUAUGCACUCGCCCAUCCUUCCACCCGAGCAACCACGCAAGCUGCUACCACCUGUCGAGCCAAAGAGUCCCGCUGGAGCUGUCGGGAUGCACGCAUCUAACGAUUCCUGGGAGGCCGACAUCGACUACUGCUAUGAGCAUGCCGCUGAAUCGAACUCAAAUUUCGACUGGAACCGUAACUCGUCCGAAGAAAAUCGAGACCGCGAAUGUUCGAACCUUGGAAAGUGCGAAACCUCGGGUGGUUUCAAGUCCAACACCAGUUCGUUUUAUCUCCACCCCUUGGACACGACCACCUCCGGCCAGACCACGCCAGAGCUCCAGCCAUCAUCCGGAAUCUCGGCUUCAACAAGAACUGAAAGUGAUGCUGCCAGCCCAGCUAUUUUUAAUCACCCCUUCGGAACGUUUCCGUCAAGCGCUGAGUCGCUUGACAAGAAACCCAGGACGAGCGAAAUCCAAGUUUUGGAGACUCAUUUCGAGGAUGUAUCACAUGACUCUGUCUACACUCACGUGAUAUCUGAUAUCGACGAAGACGACGAGUAUCACAUCGACGGGCCAGCGUACGUUCGCACCGGUUCCUCUCCUCUUAGCAAGUGCAACUCCCAGGAGAGCAUGAUGCUGUCCCGUGCUGCCUCUAUCGUCCGCAAACAUCGCUCGUCAACCUCCACCAACAGCGUUCCAGACCUCAUCCACAGCCCCAACUGCAGCCGCGAGAUGGUCGAUCGCGAGGUCCCAACUAGCCCACUAGCUGAAAGACCAGCGAUGCCUAUCUAUUCGAGGUCUCACCCAGUUGGCCGCGAAGCAAUGCCUAGAAUGCCAUUUGCAUCUUUCUCUGGCGUCGAGCCUACUUCCAACCCAUCCCCUGCGAUGCAUGACCGCUCCAAGUCUGCAUCCGUCCUCGAGUCCACAGAAUGUCACUCGUCAGAACUCCACCAGUCAAACGAACGUCCUCACUCUGACUCGCGGG
Molecule: messenger RNA, 2212 nt
Organism: Nannizzia gypsea CBS 118893
Lineage: Eukaryota; Fungi; Ascomycota; Eurotiomycetes; Onygenales; Arthrodermataceae
Exons: 2
Source: RefSeq, a predicted model, not a curated record